AUGUAAUUUGUUUCAGAGGUAUAGAAAAAUGAAUGCCGUUUUGGAAAAGCCAAUACUUGUUUCUCUUUUGAGAGACUUCGAUCUCGAUCCUCCUAACUGUCCUGACACAGAGUUUCGUGAUCUUUUUAAAAGAAGUCCAAAUCUUCUCAAAACUUUUCGUGAAACAAAGGCAUUUACACUAUUGAAACCAAGUGAGGGAAAGGUUGGUGACUUGACAUGCAUGCCUGAUGAGAAACUUUGUGAGGACUUUGUCAGAGUAAGGAAUGAGUUAAAGGCUUAUCUUACAGCAAAAACCAAGCCGCUACGUGCUACUCCACACCAAAAAAUGACUGGAAUCGUGCUCGCAGAAAAUAUUCAAAGGACGGUCCAAUAUAUAAAUGAUGACGAUCUUAGAAUGCUUUCAAAAUCCCUUCCCACAAUAUUUAAAGAAAAGAAUGAUGCUAUGACAGGAUCUGCCUUAGACACAUAUAGAACCGAGAUGUGCAAAAACUGGCCACUUCCAAGUCAACCAGAAACAUUAAUGCAAUUGCAUGAGAGAACCAAAAAUGUUGCUUUUGAAUACAUUGACAGAUAUUGUUUUAUCAUUGAAGGAAGCGUUGAAAUAGAUAAAGAGGCAUUUACGAUUGACAUUGAAAACAUUUUCAAAGACAUCCAAAAAGAUAAAUGCAAGGACGCACUUCUGUCAGCUAUUUGUGAUAUCGAAAACAAAUUGAAAAGAGAAGCAUACUUUGAGAUUGAUGGAUUAGAAAGACUUUUUAAAGAUUAUGAUGAAGCGGAAAAGGCGUAUAAAGAAAUGAAAAACUUAGGGCCAGAGAAACUUAGUGUCUGGGAGGCAUACAAUAAGGAAAUGGACACAAUUAAAGAUCUUAUAAAGCAAAAGGUAAGGCUCAUAGAAACAGAACACUCUGUAGCUGACCUUCAAAUGGAAAAAAGACAGCUAAACGAAAGGAUAGAAAUGGACAGGAAAGCUUUCGAAGAGAAGUUGAAAGAAUUUCAGAACAAGGAAAGGAACGACAGUGUACGACAAAUGGGCACCGGCUCAGAAACAAGUGGAGCUCGUUCUUCGUCACCAGUUGAUGGAGCUCGUUCUUCGUCCCCAGAUGGAGCUCGUUCUUCGACACCAGAUGGUAACAGUUACUGUUGUUUUUAA
Ruditapes philippinarum (Manila clam) is the source of this 1150-nucleotide messenger RNA. RefSeq lists its product as uncharacterized. Gene Ontology annotation, molecular function: GTP binding; GTPase activity. NCBI's taxonomy places the organism in Eukaryota, Metazoa, Mollusca, Bivalvia, Venerida, Veneridae. The transcript is spliced from 8 exons. Bases 29 to 1150 code for a protein of 373 amino acids. The record is from RefSeq and is a predicted model, not a curated record.